Haliotis rufescens (red abalone) is the source of this 1447-nucleotide messenger RNA. RefSeq names its product neurogenic locus notch homolog protein 1-like. Gene Ontology annotation, molecular function: calcium ion binding. Gene Ontology annotation, biological process: heterophilic cell-cell adhesion; establishment or maintenance of epithelial cell apical/basal polarity. The coding region runs from base 53 to 850 and encodes 265 amino acids. Lineage: Eukaryota; Metazoa; Mollusca; Gastropoda; Lepetellida; Haliotidae. Gene Ontology annotation, cellular component: plasma membrane; protein-containing complex. The record is from RefSeq and is a predicted model, not a curated record. The transcript has 7 exons.
GUCGCCAAUACGCAUGCAUGACGCUGGUCUCCAAGACUACAUCAUGGUAUAAAUGGACAAAGGCGCAGUAGAUAUUACAGAGCGGUCAGAGAAGGGAAACAACAUGCAGCUGUUCAGAGUUCCACCCUAUUUACCUUUACUGGUUUUAACAUGCUGGGCAGUUCUCCAAGGCGUCUCUGGGUCGUGCUCGACUGACGGUGAAUGCCAUUCAGGCUCAUGCGACGCAGGCACCAGCAAAUGUGACUGUACCGAUACUGGGUUUAAUGGUGACAACUGUGAAACUGAUAUCAAUGAAUGUACAGCAACUGAUGCCCCCAAACAUGACUGCCAUAAAGAUGCUGACUGUACAAAUACGCCUGGAUCAUUCACCUGCAAAUGCAAGUCUGGCUAUGUUGGAGAUGGAAAGACUUGUACACUUGGCGUGUGCUCCUCUAAUGGCAACGAAUGUUUAAAUGGUGGGACAUGUGAUAUCCCCUCGGAUGGGACUGCUAGUACAUGUAGCUGUGCAGCUGGAUAUACUGGUACACUUUGUGAAAGCGACAUUGAUGAGUGCAGUACAAGUGCUGAUGCCUGUGAUACAAACGCCGACUGCACAAACACGGAAGGAUCCUUCACCUGCAGAUGCAAGUCUGGCUAUGUUGGAGAUGGAAAGUCUUGCACAGAGGGUGUAUGUUCUGAGGGUGGAACAGAAUGCGUCAAUGGAGGAGCAUGUGACACAAGCAGCACCCCCACCAAGUGUCAAUGUGCGGACGGUUACACAGGAGACACCUGUCAGAAUGCUGGAGGUACGGUGAAGAUUUCAGCAUACCUAAUGGCGUUGACUGUUCUCACCUUUUUCGUCAUCCUGUGAAAUGACCACACACUGACUGCCGCAUCCUGCUUGAACUGCGUUCUUGUUUGAAUUGUUGAAAUGAAAUAUGCUGAUGAAAGAAAUUAGGGAACAGAAUGUGAUAUUCGGCUAUGUAUUCAUCACACCAGAUGCUAAAAUGUCACUCACUGAAAUGAUUUUAAAUCAAAGAUGUUUACUUUUAAGGAAACAUUAUUCCACUAUAAUUAAAUGUUUGCGUUAUUUUGUUAUAUGUGUAUGUCAUUGCUUACUUAUUCCGUUUUGUUCGAAUCAAAGUAUGUAAUAGUUUGUUGUGUUCACUUCCACGUGUGCUAUUACCAUAAAUAUGGUCACAUUUGAUUCAAGUGGAAUCACAAUGAACUGAUUGUUAUCAUCUCACUGUAGGCAAAAAGGCAAAAUUCCUCCCUGCAUACUUCGGCUACAUAUAACAUGUUACUGAUGACGUGGAUCUCUCUCCGAGUGACCACUGACACAGAGUAAAUGUUAUCUUCUUUUUACUUACAGUGACACACAAUAUCCACUAAAAAAUCUUCAGAUGUGCAGUAAUGUUUUAUUUCCAAUUUUUGUAACCCUUAACAAAUAAACGUCACAUGCAAGUUU